UAAACAAAAUAUCAGUAGAAUGAAUCAGCUGUGUAAUCUAAGUAGAAGAGAUCCGUACUGAGUUGUCAUGCUUCAUAAAUAACAAAUAAUUACAGAGUGAAUGUGUCGUGUUUACAAAAUCAACAAAUUGAAACAAAAACAAACCAUGUUAUAACGUAAAACAGAGGAAGUGAGAAAGAAAUGGCUACACCAACAAAUGAACGUGAAAAAUUUACGGAAAAAUUGUUGAAAGAAUGGGAACAUAUUGAAGAUGAAGUGUUAAUAAAAGAGGUUGCAACAAAAGGAAAAUAUAUCAAUUUAUUGUUACAAUUUUUGGUGCGACGCAGUGGAAAGCCAUUGACCGAUGUCAAACAAUAUUUUAACGAUGAAGUUGACAAAUAUGUACAUCGUUUGCUCACCAAUCGACAAGUGCAUAAGGCCGAAUUGGUAUUGAAAAAUGUGGGCCGGCAACCGCAAGCGCUUUUCUAUGAAUUUGUUCAAAGUACAUCACAGGAGCAUAUCGAUGACGAUAUAAAAGAUCGUGUUUUAGAACAUUUACAACAUUGUAACAACAAUUUCGAUGUGAUACGCGAAGAAUACGAUUAUUAUUUGCUUGUGUUGCGUUUGGCACAAUCGAAUAAAACACUACGGCGUCAAUUUGAAGAUGAAAUUCAUGUGUUUACGCUGGAAUCAUUGCUGCGAAAAAGUGUGGAAUUUCGAAAAUUAAUGGCCGUCACAACGUGUUUACACUGUAAAAAUGCAAUUCUUGUGGAAAAACUUGACAAACAUAUUACAUGGACGUAUCUAUGGCGUUCCGAACAAUUUCAAUACAUUGCCAAUUGGUUGAAUUUAUUGUAUGCCAACAAAUGCAAUUUGGUUACUGAUGGCAGCCAAAAGGAGCCACGUUUUGAUGUUGCCCUGAAGAGUUUAUUUUCAUCAUGGGAAAUUGAACCGGAUAUGUUUGCAAGUGUUCAAAAUCAUCCACAAUUAGAUGAAUACAUAUUGAAUAGUUUUGCACAGAAUGGCAUGAUCGUGAACAAUGAAAAAGAUUCAAUAUUAACAAUUUUACAGCGGAUAUUUACUACACGAUCAUUUGAUACGAAUGCCAAUUGGCUUAUGGUCGAUGAAAAUCUACAGAAAAUCAUAAGACUGAUCUGUGGCCAAGAAAAUUUGGUGCUGCUACUUUAUGAUAUUUUUAGUGUGGAAUUGAUUGAAAAAAUUGCACCCGAAUUUCGUAAAAUUAAAGAUGAGAUUGAUCUGUGUUUGACGAUUAAGCAAGAAGAUUUUGAAACGAAAACCUCGAUGGCCAUUGUUUCGGAAAAAUGCUCCGAAUAUAUUAUUAAAACAUCGGAUGUGGAUUUUUACUCAAAAUUUCCGCAUAUCUACUUAAUGGAGCAACUGUUAAAAGAUAAAUCGCCAAUGGAUUUGGCCCAAUCAAAAGGAAGUUGUGAAAUUCUCGGAAAAAUUUCGGUCAUCGAUUUAUUUUUACGGAAGUUGAGUUCAACGCCCAUCGUAAAUGACUAUGAAACCACAUUGGAUGAAAUGCUGCAGCUAAAAAAUAUCGAUCUGAAAGUGAUCAAAGCUGAAAUCUGUGAAGCGAAUAAUGACAAUGCAACCAAUGCAACUAAUACUGAAUUGAUAUCAUUUUCAAAUCAAAUUUUAAAUAAAAAAUAUGGCCAAUCAACCGUUUUAAAUUACACACACUAUGUAAAGCAAUAUCGUAGCGCGUAUGCGGUUUAUAAAUUUUUUGUUGAUCAACUAAACACAUAUUCGCAAAUAUCGCAUGCACAAAUUCAAAUAGCAUGCGGAGCAGUGUGUGAAAUUGCCGUUAAUAAUUUCGAUGAUAAUGAACUGAUUGCACAUUGUGUGGCAUUCAAUGAAAUGCUUGGCAUAAAUUCACAAAUUUUACGAGCGUACAUCAAAUGCUGUCGAAUUAUCAAAGAAAAUUCGAUUGACAAUUUUAAGCAUGGCAUUUGCUUCGGCGAAGAUCUUGUACUCAAACAAUGUGAACAAAUUAUUUUGAAACAAAUCAAAAACGGUGAAAAUUCGAACGAACUAUUUGAUGCACAUAAAUUGGAACCAUUACGAAUUUUGUAUGGUGCACGAAAUAGCGAUUUACCAUUGUCAUUUCUCAAAGAAGCCGCCCGACGAUCAAAUUGGUUUCAAUUUUUAUUGUUUGCAGCCUAUCACAAUUAUUCGAUACGAUCGAUUGUUGAUGUGUGUCAAAUGGAUUGCUUUGCAAAUCGAAACAUUGGAUUGAACAUUGGACGAGCACUCAAAGAAAUUAUUGUCGAUGCCGAAAUGUCACGGAGAACAAACAGUUUUUCGUAUCGCGAACAUAAACGAAAAUUGUAUGGUAAAAACGAUGCCACCAGUCAUUUGCUUAACGCAAAUCAUAGACAAAUUUCAAACUCAGUGAAUUACAUAGAAAAAAUAUCGCCGGCCAAAUUGUUGUCGUGUCAACAAUUUUUAAACAUCAACGAUGAUAUGGAUAUAUUUGCUGUGAUUUUAAUUUGUACCUGUGAAAUGCAAUUACCGCAAGAGCCCGAACUGAAUCUCAAUAUGAUUAGAGAAUUUAUGAAGAAUCCCGACACACAUCAACCGUGUACGCAUUUAAAUUUAAUACGUUAUGCAUUCAAAAUGAAAUGGCCAAUUUUGAGUGUGUUAGCAGCAACGGUGAACGCAACGGUUGUGGAUUAUUGUUGGAUCAUCUGGUUAAUAAUAUCGACUGAAUUGUCAUCGAUACCAAUUGAAAUAGAAACAUAUGCCAAACUUGCACAGUACAUCAUAACACAUACGGUGCAAGGGAAUUAUGUGCGAACAUUGAAUCAAAGUUUUGAAAUUUUUUAUCCAAACAGUAAAUUUGCCUUAUUCACAUUAUUUCUAUCGAAAACGAGUCUAUAUCAUUUUGUGCCCGAAACAAGUGCAUUACUUACGGAAUUUUUGUAUGAAUUAGACGAAGGAAUGGUUUCGAUAAAUGGCUUAGUGCCAAUGGCAUCCGAUGAAAUGUUGCGAUUCAUCACUUCGUUGCUGGUUGCAUAUGUGAAACGAAGCUUUGAUUCGAUGGAGCAUUGUCAACAGUUACUGGAUACAAUAAGCGCAUCGGGCAUCGGCAAUCAUGUUGAUGUAAUUGAUUUUGGUAUGAUUGCGGCCAUCAAUCGAAUUAUUUGUUUUACAAAAGUUCGUCUUAAUAUUGAUGAAAUGUUGUGUCGUGCUACGUCCGAUACGAAUGGUGUUUGCAUCGCCGUUGAAUGUGAAACUGAUAUGGAAACAUCAACGCUUUUACAAAACGAAUAUAUUCGAAUUUCCGACGAGUUAAUUGCUGAAAAGCAAUUUGCAUGCGCAUUAGAAAUGGCCGACUUAUUGAAUCUCUCCAAAGAUACCAUCAUCUAUGAGCAAUGGAUCUAUCAAUUUGAAAAUGAUCAACAUUUUAACAUUGAGAAUUGUGAUCGUGGUAUUAUACAGCAUUCCAUUUCACCAUUAGUGCUAGUGAAUUUUUUGCUAUACGUAUCGGCCAAAUUGGAUUACACCGAAAUCAAAAAAUAUUUGGUGCUAAAGAAAAUUUUAAAUGCAAUCAAACAACAUCAUCUCUAUCCCAAUGAAGUGAUACCACGUGAUCGCAUCGAAUACGAAAUGUACAAAUGUGUAUUAAAAAAUGAUACGCGCAUCGAUGACAUUGAAAUGUAUAAUUCAGAGUAUUUUGAAACGAUUAUGAUGGCGGAGCGUGGUGUUUUGUUCAAACCAUUUUUGGAUCUAAAAGAUUUGGCCGGCGUUGAUCAAUUAACAAUUUUUGCAAAAGAUCCGCUGAAAAAACAAGAAAUCGAGCGACUUAAUCAGUUAAUGAAUCGACUGCUGGAACAAGGUGAUGUUGUUCAAGCGCUUCGUUUACAAGGCAUAUUCAGUCAUCGUACAAUUGAUUUACAUUAUUUAGUAUUUUGCAUGGCAUUGGCAGAAAGUUUGGCCAGUUUAUAUGAUUUGUCUUCGGAACAGAAGCAAAUGCUAAAUGAUGGUCUUAAGCAUGCGGCAUCGAAAUUCAAUCGGCGAACCCUUCGAUUGAAACGAUUGAAUACGUCGUACAGUACGAGUGCAUCUUCGUCACCAGCUGGUAAAACUUAUCUUGAUUCAGAAUCGGCACGCGUCGAUUUUGAAGAAAUUCCACCCAGCGAAAAACAAGAUCUUUUGGACGCAAUUCAGAGUCUUGCAUCACGAGUUAAAUAUGGCUUCAAAUUGGUUCAACGUAUUGCAAUGGUCUUUCGGGCUGCUAUGCAUUUGGAAAAAGAAUAUAUGGAUGUGUUACAAACAAAAGAAGCUCAUGUUUUACUUCAAAGUGCUAUCGAUAAUCCAUGUGUAAAUCGUUUACUCGUAAUUAGCGACAUCAUGACAUCAAUGCAAAUGACAUCGCAUGAAAUAGCCAAUUUUAUCGCUGAACAAAUCGCACGUGCAAUAAUCAAAUGUCGAUUUUAUACGCUUCAAAAUUCAACAUCACAAUCGUUUGGUCAAAAUUUCCUAUGGGAAUUUGAUUUGGAUAAGGAUUUUCAUUUAUUUUUGGAACUGUGUCCAUGCACAUCAUUGUUGGGUCACAUUUUGCUGCGAUAUUGUGAUGCGCUAAAAAUCUAUCGUCAAUUCGACUCGUUAAAAAAUACGGAAUACGAUUUGAAUGCAUAUGCAAAUGCUGAUGAAUUGCGUGAAAUUUUGAACAAUCUUCGAACAAUUAUGGAGAGUCAAGUUUUGUCAAUGAAAAAGCAAAACACAAUUACCGUUGAACUUUUGAUCAAAGCACAUGAAUGCUUUGUACAUGAAUGUUCAAUGGAAGGUAUUGCAUUCGUGUUACAACGUUGUAAAGCGAUCACAGCAGCACUAACCGCCGCCAAAUCAUGGCUAUUAAUUGUAAAACUAUUGAUUGGAGUUGGUCGAUAUCGUGACAUGUACUAUUGCUUCGAAAUACUCAUAAAAAAUGAACAAUUUGAAUGUUUACUUGGACAAUUUGGCGAAGAGAGUGGAUUUAAAGAUGCAAUAAUAUCAUAUUUAAAAGAACAUCAUCCAGAUGACAAGGAAAACUAUCGAUUGGCCGCUUUACAUUUUCAAAUGUUCCAAGAGUUGGCACAACUUAACGAAUCCGAAGCACGACAGAUCAUUGACAAUGAACUGAAAAAAUACGAAAAACGCUCCGAAGACGAAAUUUCCGCCGCAUCGUUGAAUCUAUCAAAAUAUUCGACCGAUCAAUUGACCAGUGCCAGCACCAGUACGCUUAACGUUAACCCAAAUAUGAAUGCAUCUAUAGCGGCCGGUGUAACAUUUUUGGUGUGUUCAAAACCGCUGGUCGAUUCAUUAACUACGGCUAUGGAUGCAUAUUCGCAUGCAACCGAAAAUAGUUUGUGGGAUAAUAAACUUGGUUUGGCACAACGAACUGCCUCAAAUGCUGAAUUAGUUGCGAUGCAAAUUCAUUUGGUACGUGACGCUCUUGAUAAUUCCAAAUUGACUUGUAUCUGCGUGUUAAAUAUUCGUGGUGAAAAUGCUUUUCGCUAUCUGGUCAAUAAUGAUCUGAACAUUCCUCAAUCGUUGAUACUCAGCCGCGCUUAUCCGUAUGAAAUUACAUGGACCGAAGCGAUAUUUAAUCAAUUUGUGCUACAAGGCAAAGACGACUAUAUUAUAGAGUUUUGCGUUCGAUUUGAACUGACCGACGAUAUGAUUGAACAUUUGGUUAAGAAUUUCUUACAAACACAAUCAAAUGCCACGCCAAAAAUGGAAAAGGCGAUUUCAACAAUUAUUGAAUUGGUGCAAAGUGUUACAUUACGUUAUAAAUUGGCCUCGUUGCUCAGUGACAAACGAACUAUUGCAACGCUUAUCAACGGCGAUUGUUUGUAUUAUCUGAAAGACACCAAUUAUGGGCGCAACGAAACUUUAUAAAAAUGAAACUUAAACGCUUGCAAAACACGACUUUUU
Molecule: messenger RNA, 5922 nt
Organism: Contarinia nasturtii (swede midge)
Lineage: Eukaryota; Metazoa; Arthropoda; Insecta; Diptera; Cecidomyiidae
Product: spatacsin
Exons: 4
Coding region: 181-5886 (1901 amino acids)
Biological process (GO): axon extension; synaptic vesicle transport; chemical synaptic transmission
Cellular component (GO): axon; dendrite; synapse
Source: RefSeq, a predicted model, not a curated record